Molecule: messenger RNA, 4143 nt
Organism: Colletotrichum orchidophilum
Lineage: Eukaryota; Fungi; Ascomycota; Sordariomycetes; Glomerellales; Glomerellaceae
Product: RNA-directed RNA polymerase
Exons: 3
Coding region: 1-4143 (1380 amino acids)
Biological process (GO): siRNA processing
Cellular component (GO): nuclear RNA-directed RNA polymerase complex
Molecular function (GO): RNA-directed RNA polymerase activity
Source: RefSeq, a predicted model, not a curated record
AUGGCGCCGCACACAAAGUCCGCUCCAUUGGCGCCGAGGACCCCGAAGAAGCCCAUUCAAAGCGAUCGAGUCAAAGAAGUGGUGGACAAGCUUAAUCGCGAAUACAAUCUCGCCGUCGAGAUACCCGAUGUGACACUUACACCGGCUUCGACGCGGCAACGCGCCCGACAAGAUGCAGCCUUUGCAAGGAGUGAGAAGAUAAUUCGCGGCAUCCGAUUCCAUAGCUUCCAAACCACUCUGUUGGACAGAAUUCUUCGGUCCUUUCAUAUGGAAGCCAGAGCGGCUAGUCAGAACUGGAUCCGGCCGUUCGAUGAUGACGAACCCGUCCCGGAGUCUGGAGGGGCGCCCAAGGCCGAAACUUCAGGCCAAGUAUUGGAGUUGCAGGAGGUAUUGAUCAGCGUCUUGGAUAUGGCUCAUCCUCGAGCGAAGGCGAGCGCCUUAACUUAUGCUCAAACCGGAGCGGCAGCCUUCGCCUCACCCGACCCAUGCAAGUCAAAGAGAAGAUCCGAAACGGACACCACAGUCGAGUCACCUAAAAGAGUCAAGGCAAGCCUUCAUCACGGAGACGGAACGGAGAGGGAAGGUGCAGUACUCAAUGCAUUGGACAAAGUCCCAAGCCGCUCUCGAUCAGCGAAGCCCGUGGCCAUGCCCGCACAGUUCACCAGGGAUGCUUCGAGGCCGCACAAAUCUUUUGGGGUUCCCCCUUCCGUGCGCGGAAAUAUUUACGGGAGCGUUUCUGUUACGACAUCUGCGAGCACCAGUCGAACGUCGCUGUUUUCGAGGGCAGAUGAGCAACUGCCGGGCACGCAAGAGACAAUCCCAGCUCCGAUCGAGGAAGAGGAGAUGCGAAGGCCAUUGCUAGAUCAAGAAACAAAUUCGUCGCAGUCGCAGGACCUGUUCCCGGCAUCUUCUGGCCAUCUUGAUGCUCUCAAUAUCUCAUUCACAGAACAUGAAGUAGACACGUCAACGAAGAACUCCAGGAGACCAGCUGAUCUCGCACCCGAACCAUUCGGCAGUACCUCUAACUGGGCAGCCGUCAACUCAGGGGUCUCGGGUCUUCGGGAUCCAUCCCUGUGCCAACCUCUGUUCACUCCCCUCAAACGAUCUGAGCCGGUUGAUCUCCGGUCCCGCCUUGACGCUUCCUGGCCGAGAUUCCCCAGUUGGCUCAACCGUGCGCCAUUCGCCGUCGCAUGGGAAAUUACGCGCAUUGCAGUUCAUUGCGGCAUCGAUUUGGGAGAAGUGGUGAUGGAUUACGACGAAACGUGGAUCAACUACAACCAAAUCUGGAAGGCUCUCUUGGCCCAUCCUCUUUUCGCUGGCAAAUCAUUUCCGGAGCGACCCAGCACAGAUGCAUGGGCUGCAGCUAUGUCUGGCUUCAAUACUAUCAGAGGACAGCAUGUAGUCUUUUCUGCUCGUUUCGUUCAAGUCCCUCGAGCGAAGAAGGGUCCCAUCUUCUCCCUGUCAAUGCAACCCAUCGCCUUGGAUCAAGGGUGCCGUCUGCAUCGCAAAUUCGGCUCUGAUCGUUUUCUCGAAAUCUUGAUCCCAUCUCCAAAAGGGUGGCAGGAACCUAUUAACAAUCCCAAAGUAUCUGAGGAGGUUAUCCGUUGGUUCUCUUCAGAGCGGCACUACCUCGCUGGCAGACAAUGGCGGGCAUAUUUCUCCAAAGACGCGGGACACAAGACGCCACAAAAACACCUGAACUUGGGCCCGGAGCCCAAGCCUGUUUACCAAGACAGGCUCUAUCUCUUUGCCGAGAAUGGGAACAACUUCCACGAAGCCCUCCCUCAUGAGAAUCCUAGGGACCUGAGGGACCAUAAGCUACAGACUUGGCAGAUGCUUGACUGGCUUCUGCAAUUUAAUGACAAUAAGACACAGCCAUUUCUGAAGUUGUUCUCCCGUAUACAGCUUGGAUUGAGCAAAACGACGCCAGUGAUCGUUCUUGACCCCAAGCAGAUCAUACACCGUGAAAAAGAUUUGCGUUCACAGACCAGCGGCAAGGUCAUGAACGAUGGAAUCGGCCUCAUGUCCCGCUCGCUCGCUCGAAAAGUCAGAGAUGUACUCGGCCUCAGUGAUAUCCCGUCUGCUAUUCAGGGUCGCCUUGGUUCUGCCAAGGGCAUGUGGGAAAUCGAUGUUUCGGACAAUGACGACGGCCUCGACGGCCUCUGGAUAGACACGUGGCCAUCUCAACGGAAGUGGGAAUGUGAUUUUAGCCUCGACGAGUAUCGCACACUCGAAAUCAGUGCCCAUUCGAUGGAGCCCCGGUCUGCAAGCCUCAACAUCCAGUUCCUCCCAGUCCUUGAGGAUCGGGCCAUAGAUAAGGCAGCCAUGCGAGAGAGUAUUGGAAAUAUAUUCGUCGAAGAACUCAACCGUGAGCUGGAGGGGCAGAAAAACGCAAUGAAGCAUCCCUUGGAAUUCCGCAAAUGGAAUGCCGAGAACUCUUCUACAAGAAAGCAGCGGCUGACCCAUGGUCGGGUGCCUUUCCUGGCUGGUCUUCCGGUCGAACGCGAAGAGACCAUGAAUUUUCUCCUGGAUGGCGGAUUCGAGCCACAAAAGCAAAAGUUUCUUCAAGACAUCGCCUGGAACCUUAGGCGUUCUCUCUGCGAAAGUCUGAAGAAGAAAAUGAGCAUCAAGAUACCCAACUCUACCUACGUCUUCAUGGUAGUGGACCAUUUUAAUCAACUUGAAGAGGGCGAAGUGCACUUAUCCUUUUCGUCAAAAUUUCAGACAGAGACCUUUUCGGGCUCCAUGCUCCAUGGUUGCGACGUUCUCGUGGCUCGCUCUCCGGCGCAUUACGUGAGCGAUAUGCAAAGGGUCAAGGCCGUGUUCAAACCGGAGCUACACCCUGAAAAAAAUAUCAUUGUUUUCUCGGCCAAAGGAGACGUCCCUCUUGCAGAUAAGCUUUCCGGUGGUGAUUAUGAUGGAGACAAGGCAUGGGUAUGCUGGGAACCAGCGAUUGUUUCGAAUUUUAAAAACGCAGAGGUGCCGCCCAGUCCAAACCUAUCCAGCUACUUGAGGAUAGACAAGACGACAUUCGGAGACCUCGUACAACAGCAAGACAAAGGGCAGGACAAAGGGCAAGACAAAGAGAAAGACAAAGAGGAAGAAAAAAGGCUUGCGAUAUCGGACAUGAUCACCCGCAGUAUUGCCUUCAGCAUGAAGCCAAGCUACUUGGGUAUUGCAACCAACUACAAGGAGAGGCUUUGCUACCACAUCAACAGUGUGAACAAUGAAUAUGCCUGCCGGUUAAGCGCCCUUCUGGGCAACCUUGUUGAUCAGGCCAAGCAGGGCUUUGAGUUCACGGCAGAUGACUGGAAUAGGUUCUGCCGAGUGGAGCUUGACAGCCACAAGUAUAACGGAAAACUUGAAGAGCCGGCCUACAAGUCCGAGAACUGGUCAGUCAAGGGAAAGCCGGUCCAUAUUAUUGACCACCUAAAAUUCUUGGUGGCGAAGCCAGCCAUUGACCGAGAACUCGAAAAGUUUCACAACGCAAUGAACACGACGUCGGGUAGAUCUGGGCAUGGCCUACGACCUCUUCGUUUGAAGAAUGAUGGCGAAGAGGAGCUUACAGCGGAACUGUGGGACCCUGAUCUUGCUAAACCUUAUGAAGCGUUUGAAAAACUUGCGGCAACGAACCCUUCUUUGAAAAAGGUUCUGCGGAAUUUGAAGAACGACUUGGAAGAUGCUGGAAAGCGUUGGGACAAAGGGGUCGCACCCAUUAAAGACAAGGACGACAUGAACCGCGGCAUACUCGAAGUCUAUGAGCUGUGGCGAACGAUCCAACCCCGACCAAAUGCUGCACUCGAGCCAAUGGCUGAAGCUCUGUUGAGGCAGACAUACGCAGGCGAGGAUCACACAAAUUGGGCUUUACUGCGUGCCAGCACAACCUUCAAGAUUUUCUACAGACGCAAGUCGAACUUCGCUUGGCGGAUGGCGGGCAUUCAGCUGCAAUUCAUCAAGGCAAUGACUACGGCAGGGCCUGGCAGCGUUCUUGUCCCUGUGGCCCCGAGUAUGUAUGCUGCGAUGAAGCCAGACGCCAAAUUCAUCACCCAGGCCGUCUCUAAACUCAAGGAUGAGGGAUCCGAGUAUCCUGGCCUCGACUCUGACGGCGAGAACCACUGGCAGGGAUCUGAGGGCGAAGAGUGA